AUUUCCUUGCCCGAUAUGUCACAUUGUACGGAUAGGAUAUACGAGAUGAAAAAUAUUCACGGAGAAAGUGGAAAAGGCGACCAUAUGGGAACAGGGAUCAAGAUCAUUGCCGAUGUUACAGAGCAGGUUAUCGAGUUUUUGAAGGUUUCCAUCUUUUUCUAGUAUCCAUUAUCGAUAUAAAAUGACAUUAAAUAACAAACUGAAUUUACCCUUAUACUCGCACGGCAACUAGCCAUGGCACGAAUCAAUGUUUCUUCUUUCUUCGACCUGUCGUGCAUGACUCCUCCCAAAAUUUCCACGAGUACUGAUCACGAUCGACCGAGAAUAUGGUUCUCGAAGCUUGAUCGAUGUUUGCCCCUCCAAUUUUUCGUAUAACAGGAUCUAAUGCGAGUGCCUACUGUGAAAAAUAACUCGGCUUCUGGUAACAGUGCAAUAUAGUGACAAUUGAAACAGAAGAAUGGCAAGCUUACUAAAUUAGAACUGCACUAAAAGCUACAAAAGUACAGUUGUAUAACCAAAGAUACAUAAGAACUAAGAAAUGAAACUAUAUAAAUAUCAACAUAGAAAAAUAUUAAUAUAGAAUGACAUUCAAAUGAUAUAUUUAAAAAGCAGAGACUUUUUCAUUAAAAAUAAUUAUGAUAAUUGCAUAGAUACAAUUAUUAUAAUACAAAGGACAAAGUUUUUGAAAUCUUUUUACAGUAUAGUAGAAUAAAAAAUAUGUUUUAUAGUAACGAUCAUUUUUAGACAAGUUUAUUAGUAUAAUAGUAUGUUAACAUCUGAGUAUAUUUAUUUAGAUCUAAAUUGCUAUUAUAUAUUCUUUAAAAAAUAUAAGAAUCCUUUACCAGAAUAUGCUUUAUUAGAAGCUAGACAAGAAAAAAUUUUAGUUCAAUUAGCAGAACUUAAGAAACAAGUAUCUACUCUUUGCGACUUUUUAAAACAUACAAAUCAUGUAAAGUUGCCAGCAGAUUACAAUAAAAAGAAAAAUAAUAUGCUUUCUGAUGUAUAUUAUGAACCUAAAUCAAUCAAUGUUAAUUUAAUAAUAAAUGUAAAUCCAAAGAAGCCUCCAUACUCCAUAUUAGCACUUCAAAAAGUUUGGAAUGAUAUUAGUAUAAAAUUGGAAUCAUAUGUUCAUUCAAGUGUUAUUGGAAAUGUACCUGAGAUAUAUAUCUGUGAUAUACAUCCACCUAAACCGAAUAUAAUAAAUUUAUUCCUCAUAUGGAAAGAAGUUGAGGAUCUUGAAUUUGUCACAGGAUUAUAUAAUUAUUCUUUAUUUGGCGAAGUUAACUUAUUAAGAUAUUUAAGUAGGAUAUUGGAUAUACAUAAUUUUGACAAUUGUUUAGAUCCUUCACAAGCAAACAUAUUUGAUACUGUACUUGAUUAUUGCUAUUGUCUACAAAUAGAAAAAUCAUCAGAAAAGCAGCAAUUGAUAUUGCAAUUUAUUACAAAAAAAUUAGGAACAAAUAAAUGGUUUGGAAAAAAUAAACCAAAUAUUGUUGAUAUUGCUGUAUGGUCUGUAAUUAAACAAAUUUCUGUACAAAAUAUACCAUUGAAUCUUAAAAAGUGGAUUAAUACUUGUGAAAAAGUUUUCAAAUAAAUGCAUUAUUUGUACAAUA
Molecule: messenger RNA, 1613 nt
Organism: Vespa velutina
Lineage: Eukaryota; Metazoa; Arthropoda; Insecta; Hymenoptera; Vespidae
Gene: AIMP2
Product: probable aminoacyl tRNA synthase complex-interacting multifunctional protein 2
Exons: 4
Coding region: 767-1594 (275 amino acids)
Cellular component (GO): aminoacyl-tRNA synthetase multienzyme complex
Source: RefSeq, a predicted model, not a curated record